AUGGCCAAGUAUGCUGCGAAAGGAGAACCCCGAUCGAAAUCAGCAUCAGAAAUACUAAAAUUGUCUGUGUCCUCAUUACAGAAUGAUGAUCAAGUCUCUUCGGCCUUCAAGAAAGCAAUGAUCCAAGUUGCUGGGGAUAGAGAUAUGGCAGCACAAGAAACUGCGCACAUGCUACUUAGUCUACCACUGAUUGGCUGCACAUUUAGUUUUGUUACUAUUUCUUUAGAUAACAGCAGGAAGGUUAAUAUUGAUGCAGAAAAUGAAGGCGAUGAGGUACUUCAAAAAUCUGCGCUACAAGAAUAUGCAGAACGUACAAAAUUGAAGAGUAGGUAUACAGGCUUGUCUCAGCUAAAUCUGAUGCAAUAUGUGUCAGAGUACACGAAAGUCCGAGGUGAGUUGUCAAAACGAGCGAAUCCGUACAUUGUCAGGACAUUUCCAAAGAUUUCCGCUAAUCCUGCUGGUCCUGAUUUUGGUAAAUACUGCAAAUAUCAACUAAUAAAGUUUAAACCAUGGGAGGGUCAACCAUCAAAUGCUUGGAACAACGAGGAUGAAAGUGAUCAAAUGUUUAUUAAUGCAUAUGAAUUUUUUCUUAUGACAGAUGAAUUUGCGGAAGAAAAUGUGUUUAGGUAUUCCGAUGAAACAGACAGAGUUCAUGAUGCGCAAUGUGGUCAAACCUUUGAAAACGAUCCAAGUGACAAUCAAGAUGAUGACGACGAAAGUGAAGUUGACCCUGAUGAUGAGGAGGAAGUCGAUGAUUGGAUGUUGUUAUGCAAAAUUAACAAAGAUUAUGGUGAAGCAGGGAAUCGGAUGUCAGACAAUGAAGCAGUGGACUGGUUUGAAACGGUAAGAGCUGUGCCUAGAGAUUUGUUAAAGGAAUCUCCAGGAUGGAUUUAUAGUCAAAGAAAGGAGGCUGAAGAACAUGGUCAGCAUUUUCGAGAAGAUGAUCAACAAUGUGUAAUUGAUCCGGAGACCUUGAAUGAAAAACAACGCCUUGCUUAUGACAUCAUCACAUCUCAGAAUGGUGAUAAUGCCAAGCCUGUUUAUAUGAUUGUGUGUGGAACAGCUGGCACAGGUAAGACAUACUUAAUAAGUGCAACAAAACAAGUAUUAGCCACUCAGUGUGUUGUUACAGCAACUACUGGGAUUGCAGCCUUUAGUAUUAAUGGUCAAACAUUACAUUCUGCUGCUCAACUUCCUAUCCGUGAAUGUAGGGAUUUGCAGGGUGAUUCACUACAGCGGUUACAGCUGAGGCUGGAAGGUAAAAGAUUUCUGAUUAUUGAUGAAAUGUCAAUGAUUGGACAUAAAAUGCUAUCAUGGCUUGACAAUAGAUUACGUGCUGGUACUGGAAAGGAAGAUAUCCCUUUUGGUGGUAUGUCAAUAAUUCUAAUGGGGGAUUUUGGUCAAUUACCUCCUGUUGGUGAUAAGCCAAUGUAUGUUUCAGGUAAUGGUACUGUAGUAAGUGACCAUGGACAUAGUUUGUAUCUGAUGUUUGAGUCUGUCAUUAUUUUAGAUCAAGUUAUGCGUCAGGCUGGUGAGGACCCUGAGGCAGUUGCUUUUAGAGCCUUGCUGAUGAGAAUGCGAAAUGGAGAAGUGACAGGGGAGGACUGGAAACUAUUAUUGGAGCAUUCAACAACAAGUGUACCAAUGGAUCAAUUUACUGAUGCCAUCCGAUUGUACUUUGACAAGAAAAGUGUUGCUGAAUACAAUUACGAGAAGCUAUUGCAGCUUGGACAACCUGUUGCUAAAAUUCAGGCAAAGCAUUCUGGUCAUGGUGCCAGUGCGGCAACAUCGGACGAAGCUGGUGGAUUGGAUGCUGUUCUGUUUUUAUCCACAAAAGCAGAAGUAAUGCUCACUUGCAACCUGUGGGCUGAAGUUGGUCUCUGCAAUGGAUCAUUUGGCACUAUUGAGCAGAUUUGGUUUGCAGAGAAUAUGGGUCCACCAAACCUGCCAAUAGCAGUAUUGGUACACUUCCAUAGUUACACUGGUCCUGCAUUCCUAGAUGCAUGUUCUAAAUGUAUACCUGUGCCACCCAAAGUGUUUGAAUGGGUGGCUGAUGGAAAGUAUCUGUCAAGGCAACAAGUGCCUUUGCGGUUGAGGUAUGCAAUGACUAUUCAUAAGUCACAAGGACAGACACUAACAAAAGCUGUUGUUGAUUUAGGUAAAGGAGAAAAAGUUGCUGGAUGCACAUUUGUAGCUACAGCACGGGUGAGAUCGAUUCAUGAUAUUGUAUUUGAACCUAUGACAUUUGAUCGCCUGAAAGCAAUUGGUAGGAGUAAAAAUAUGCAAAAACGACUCGAAGCUGAACGGCGACUUAAAGUGCUUGCAGAGAAAACUGUCCAAACAUAUAAUAGGUCAUGAGUUGUCAUAUUAAAUUGAAGAGUUGUGGUGUUCAAGCACCAGCAUAGUAUACUGGGCACAUAUACUGUGCUUUCGAGGUUAUUUCUCCUGUUACUAGGCACAAUUUUAAAGGUGUAGUCUAUGCCUCUAUUAUUGUGUUUUUGAGGAAGGCAUUCAGGGAGUUUGUCAUUGCCUGUUACCUAGACAUAAUGUAUUAUGUUUUUGAGGUUGGCUGCAUGUUGACAUACCUGUGCUUAAUAUUAAAUAGUAUUAUUACGUAUAUAUACUAUAAAUUUAAAACUUUGUCUUUUUCUUCUACAUAAUAUUUUAUAUCUCUAGAAAUUGAACCAAAUUCAUAUAAAGGUAAGAUUUUUCUCCUGUUUUAAGUAACUAUUCUAUUGAUAAAACAGUUCCCUUCAGAUCAAGACUACAGGGACCGGUUGUACGAAGCCUAUUAAACGAUAACCUGAGUAUCAGGCUCUAUUUUACAAAUAGAGCCUGACACAAAACUUAACCUGAUCGCUUUCCGCCCACAGCAAAGUUUAUAUUUAGUAUCCAAUCAAAAUGUCGCAAGAGAAAUUUAAAUUUCACACAACGACAACAACAAUCUUAUUAUAGCAUAGGCGCUCACUAAACGGCUGAAUUUAAAUUAAAACUGCAAUGAACUUAUAAAAUUAACAAAAAUAAUCACAAAUUAGCGAAAUAUAUUGCAAAUGUAGCUUAUAUUAAAUCGCCACCCGAUUGCUCUCUCCUCCGCAGAGCCAGAGGUUUCAGUGACUACAAUGAGCUUUACAUGGCGCUUGCCGUAUUUAUCAACAAACUGACGUAUAAUUAUAAAGUAUACUUUAUAACUAUACGUCAGUCGAUAGUGCAAUCUGAUGGCGAUUUAAUAUAAGCUACAUUUGCAAUAUAUUUCGCUAAUUUGCGAUUAUUUUCUAAUUUUACUGCAGUUUUAAUUUAAAUUCAGCCGUUUCGUGGGCCGGCUAUAAUUGUAGUUGUGAAUUGUGAUCGUUAUAAAAUAUAUCAACAACAAUAGUAUAAUCUAAUUAGCACCAGCCAAUCAAAUGAUAGAUUUAAAAAUCGUUUGUCUAAUCGGCCAAUAAGCGCUCAGUCCAGAUUCUGGACUGAACAACCAGGCAAAAUGCCACUUUUGUGUCAGGCCGUACUUUUCUCCCCUUCGCCCACGAUCAGGCGUGCCUGUGCCCUAAAAAGUACGGCCUGAUACUCAGGUUAAUUAAACGAAGGCCGGAUAGCGCUAUCCACCGGAUAGUGGUUAUUCAAGCUUUGUUAAAUCAGUCGUUGAUUGAUAUAACUCGUAUUAAAGUUUAGUAUUUAUAAAUUAAAUGUUUUUCAUACUUCUUCUCACUUGUGUGUCGUCUCUAUCCAUAGUUUCACAGUUUUUCAAGCAUUUUAUAAAGUUUGAAAAAAUCACUAUCCGGUGGAUAGCCCUAUAUCUGACCUUCGUACAACGGAACUCAGGGGCCGGUUGUUCAACGGUGGGUUAGCGCUAACCCUGGGUUAAAAUUUAACCUUCUGUUUUAGUUUAUGUAUUUCUGCACGCAUGUUUAUUUCAAAACUUCAGAGAAGUAAACUCCUUAGAUCCAGACAAGAUAUCUGGAAAAAUAUUUCCAAAUUUCCAUAGAUAAGCUGUGAGGAAGUUUGCUUUGAAUUUUAGGUUAAGCUGGGGUUUAAGCUAAACCAGUUUUGAACAACUGGCCCCAGAAAAGUAUUCAAGACACUCCAGAUCACUCUUCGUGGAUAUUGCGUGUGUUACUAUGGUUACCGAAAAUUCACACGCAACAUCCACGUAAAUACGAAGCGCGCGAAAUUUUGGUUUUUUGGCUUUUUUGUUAGGCAGUAACUGACAGUAAGUUUUUUUCCGAAAAAAAAACAACUUUAAAAUGUGUUAAGUUUUUUGAACAUACACUGUAUCUUUGAACGAAAAAUAAUUACACUACUAUUUGUGGAAUAUAUAUGUUUUGGGCAAAAAUAACUUCAUUUACUGAGUUUGUCACAACAAAAAAGUUUUCGUGUUUUUAACAGUUUUUUUUUGUUUUCUACAGAUAUUUCAAAUAAUUUGGCGGAAAGGUAUGACUAUAUUUUAAAAUUAUUUAUAGUAUGCUUCUUAGCUGAUGUUAAACAGCCUUUGCUUCAUGGCCAAAAACAUUCCUGUUCAAUAUAAAAGAUGGAAAUGUAUUCAAUAUUAGUUUUAAUAUGCACUGGGAGUGGAGAUGUUGUAUUUUAUUAAUGAUUUCCUUUAAUAUUUUCUUUUAUAAUUAUAGCAAAGAUUUAACAAACACAAAAGUAAGUUGCUUCAAUUUUUUGAAUGAGCGAAUAAAACCAUAUUAAAAGAGGCAUCCAGGUUGAACAUAUAGGUAUAGCUUGGACUUAUAAACUUAGCUAUUUCAUAACUAAUCCCUAUAUUAUAACUAAUCCCUAUAUUAUAACUAUUUCAUUUUAGUGGAAUUACCUGAACUGGACAACCCUGCUAUUCUUGGUAUGUACAUUGCAAUAAAUAUGUGGUAUAAUACUGUAUCUACUUUUUGGUUUUAUAUAAAGCAACAUUUGUUCUAGCUGGUUGGACCUCACAUAAAAUUAAAUGGACUUACAACUAAUAGUAAAUUGUGUGAACAGAGGCCAGUUGUCACCAAUUGUUUGGCUACAGUUGUACAGACUGAAGUAUAUUUGUGACCUUGAGGUAUAUUUUUGUGACCUCGAGGUAUAUUUUUGUGACCAAUAUUUCAGUGACCAUGCAGAGGUAAAGUUAAUUGUGACCAAUUGCUCAGCGAAAACCCUCUUGGCCAGCCACAAUGAAAUAUUUUCUCAUGUAAACAUGUUAAAAUUCAAUCCAAUUACCCAGUGAGUACCAUGCAUGUACAGUAGUUGUAGAUUGUCCUCUCCUACAGUAGCUACAUGUAAUAAAGUGUAUACUGACAAUUUCAUUUUACAGAGCAUCGUUAUAACAUUCUACGGAUUAUCAAUUUGCAAUAUCAUGCAUGUGACACAGUAACCUCAUCUUUAACCUUCUAACACAACAUCUUUUAUUUUAGACGUUCAUGUUGACGAUGGUAAGAAUUCAGUUAUAUAUUUAAAACACAAAUUCUUACAGCUACAUGUAGGUCAUUCUGUUUGAGAAAUAAUAAAAUCUGAUGUACUCAAUUGACAAGAAAGGAUUAACUUUCAAUUAUUUUCUCCAUGGUAGAGUUGUGAAUGUUUUCUACAAUAAUAUAGUAAUGAUUGAUAAUUAAGAAUAUAUUAUGUACAAUAUAUUACAGAUAGCCUGCGAACAGGCUCUCAAGCUGAAUUGAGAGCCUGCAUCGAUGACUAAUGAAUUUGAAUAUCUGCCCAGUAACGUUCGUUUUUCCAAAUAUGGAAUGUCUAUCCUUAUAUGGUGUUGUUUACAACUUUCGUGCAAACUAAAUUUAGACCAUGCAAACUAAAUUUAGACCGUACAGUUUAUACUGUUUUUUGAAAUAUAAGAUAUUGAAGCAAAAGUUGAAAUGUUUUAAAUACUGUUUUCUCAAAACAGAACAUUUCGUGCUUUGGAGAUAAGAUGGCCAAGACCAAUUUGAUCAGUUAAUGUGUUUUUUUUUAUGCAUAGUGCUAGCAGUUGACAUAUAUAGAGCUCAGCGGAAUAAUAUAAAUUAAAGCAUCUGACCAAUGACAAUUUCGCGUCACGAUUUGAGACGCAGAUAUUCAAAUUCAUUAGUCAUCGAUGCAGGCUCUCAAUUCAGCUUGAGAGCCUGUUCGCAGGCUAUAUUACAGAUUAAGUAUAUUACAGAUUUCUUAUGAAUAUUUGCAACAUUUUUUUUCUAAUUAACUAUAGAAAGUGAGGUCGAAGAGGAUGAAGGGGAAGUCCAGCCAUGUAAGUUAAUCUUAUAAAAGAAUAUGUUCAGUAUGGUUCAAUCAUACUUAUAAUUAUAUUAUUAUUACUUCUACAAUAAGGUGCAUGAUUUUAUUUCAGUGAAUGAACAACCUCGACAAGAAGAUGCAAAUGGUAUGGUUCUAAUGUUGAUAUACUUACAUACCUAUAUCUGUAAUAUGUAAUUUGGUCUAACUACAGUUAGUACUAUUUUUUUCAGUUCAAGAACGACAACAACGUCCACGGCAUGGUAAUAGUACAUUCUUUAUAAAGUUUAAUUAUACAUACCUCUCUUGUGUAAUUCAAACUAAUCAACAUUCUUUCAUUACAGUUAAUCAUGGACGACACCCACACCGUCGUGACGGUAUAGUUCUUGAAAUAGAUUUAUACACUAAGUACUGA
Molecule: messenger RNA, 6601 nt
Organism: Paramuricea clavata
Lineage: Eukaryota; Metazoa; Cnidaria; Anthozoa; Malacalcyonacea; Plexauridae
Source: the annotation of a GenBank genome assembly